Rhodotorula graminis WP1 is the source of this 1269-nucleotide messenger RNA. RefSeq lists its product as uncharacterized. The coding region runs from base 1 to 1008 and encodes 335 amino acids. Lineage: Eukaryota; Fungi; Basidiomycota; Microbotryomycetes; Sporidiobolales; Sporidiobolaceae. Gene Ontology annotation, molecular function: 2-oxoglutarate-dependent dioxygenase activity. The transcript is spliced from 5 exons. Gene Ontology annotation, cellular component: cytoplasm. The record is from RefSeq and is a predicted model, not a curated record.
AUGUCGGCCACCGCCACCCUCCUCCAGCCCACGCCGCGCGAGCAGCUCACGCCCGCGAUCGGGCUCCGCUUCGAGCGCGAGUUCCAGCUCAAGGACGUCCUCGCCCUCCCCGAGGGCGACGAGCGCAAGCAGGCCACGUUCGAGGAGCUCGCCUACCUCAUCUCGCUCCACGGCGUGUGCGCGUUCCCGGCCCAAGACCUGUCGCCCGAGGACCUCGAGAAGCUCGCCUACGCUCUUGGUCGCGCGAGCGGGGCGCCGGCCGACUCGGACCUGCACAUUCACCCGACGGCUGCGCUCGGCGAGGACGGGCGCCCGAAGGUCGGCAACAUCUCGAACAAGGCCGACGAGGGCGGCCGCCAGAUUAACUUCAAGGACGAGCGCUCCGAGCUCGCGAGCCAGGGCAUCCACACCGACAUCUCGUUCGAGCGUCGCCCGGCGCGUUACUCGAUGCUCCGCAUGCACACGCUCCCGCCGACCGGUGGCGACACGCUCUUCUACUCGUCGUACUCGCACUACGACAAGCUGUCGGCGCCGAUGAAGGCCAUGCUGUCGGGCCUCUCGGCGCGCCACUCGGGCGCCAUGUUCCGCCACCAGGCCCAGCGCCACGGCUUCGACCUGCAUCUCGGACCGCGUGGUGCGCCCGAGAACGUCGACGACUCGUUCGAGGCCUCGCACCCGAUCAUCCGGACCAACGCCGUCACUGGCUACCACGCCCUGUUCGUCAACCAGUGCUUCACGGACCGCAUCGAGGGCGUCACGUUCGACGAGUCGCGCGCGCUCCUCGAGUACCUGUUCCGGCUCCAGGCGCAGGCGCACGACGCCCAGGUGCGGUACCGCUGGUCCGAGGGCGACCUGUGCAUCUGGGACAACUCGGCGGCGCUGCACUGCGCCACGUUCGACUACGACGAGGAGCGCAGUGGCGACCGCACCGUCUUUGUCGGCGAGACGCCCAGGUUCGACGCCGAGCACGGCAGGAGCCGCAAGGAGGCGCUCAAGACGCUCGUCUAGGCGUCGCACACCUUCUCUCCCUCCCCUUUCCUCGAGAGCUUAACCUCUCCUCGCCCCUCGCCCAGUCGUAUCGCCGCAGAACGUCCUCUUGCCCCUCCCCUCUCUCCUUCGUUUUAUUCCCUCAAGCAGUGCCACACCCUCUCUUCUUCUUCUCUCUCUCUCUCUCUCGCUCGUCUUCUCAGUCGAGCCGUACUCGUUGUUGUUCUUUUCGAUUUAGCAAAACGUCUCUGCAGUGCAACCUCGACCCCGUUCAACCCGGUC